Brassica napus (rape) is the source of this 1248-nucleotide messenger RNA. RefSeq names its product B3 domain-containing protein At5g25470-like. The transcript is spliced from 5 exons. NCBI's taxonomy places the organism in Eukaryota, Viridiplantae, Streptophyta, Magnoliopsida, Brassicales, Brassicaceae. Bases 140 to 958 code for a protein of 272 amino acids. The record is from RefSeq and is a predicted model, not a curated record. Gene Ontology annotation, molecular function: DNA binding.
AAUUGGCAUGUUUUAUUGGUGCGUUUCUCUAUCCUCCAGGCAGAGAGAGAGAGAGACCUGAAACGGAGACUAGAGAGAAUUAGCAAGCAAGGCGCAGCGAAGGGAAACGAUUCUUCUACUGUGACGGGAAACCAAAAAAAUGUCGGGCAAGAGUGUUUAUAAUUUGCUUCAGGAUAAUGUGAGCAAGCCUCGCUUCUGCAAGUCUUUGUCUUCGGGAGAAACUUGGAGUUCUAAAUCCGUGAGGAUUAUCCCGGAAGAGUUCGUGAGAAGCGCGCCUGGAGCUUUUGAACACAGAGUGGUGUUCAGUGUUCGUUGGGGAAAUUCCUGGCAACUCUGGCUCCAGCGAGACAAGAACGGUCUGUUUAUGGAAGAAGAGGACUGGGAUGAGUUUGUGAGUGAUAACUUCUUAGGACCAAAUGAUGUCUUGCUCUUCACACACGCAGACACUAUGUUCAUUGAAGUGCAAAUCUAUAAACAAAGUUCGUACCACUUGAAAGAGAUCACUUCAGCUCCUCUCCAAGCUGAUCCCCAAGCUGAAGUGGUUACCCCCAUGCCCCAGACUUCUCCACCGGAAACCCAUGCCCCUGCCCCUGCAUCUACAAGUGGAGCGAGACAGGCCGGUGCUCAUGUCAAUAGUCCUGAGCAGUACCUCUCAAAUCCGAGUAACCCUUUCUUUGUGAAGACGCUGGGUAAAAAGAUUGAUGUUUUGUAUGUGAGCCAUCUGGUGACUGAGAAGUAUGGCUUGCAGUUUGGUCCCCACAAUUCCACCAUGUUUUACCUCCUUCCCAACGAAAAAAUCGAGGCAAACACUAAGAUCUACGGAGGGUGUGCUUGUUUCAAUGGCUGGGCUGCUAUAUGUCGAAAGUACAAGCUCAAGCAAGGAGACGCUGUUGUUUGUGAGCUUGAGCGCUCAGGAGGUGUGGUCACGGCUGUUAGACUGCAUUUCCCCAACGAAUAAAGAUAUUUGAGUCUUCUCCAGUCUCCUUCCUAUGAGUUAUAGCGUAGUGGUAAGUUUCUCAUAAAGAUGAUUGUAAUGCUAUAUGCUACCCUUUAUGUUGGGAUAAGUAUCUCUUAACAGUUCAAGACUUAAACUAAGAGUAAACACAAUCAACUUGAUGUUGCUGACUUUUAUUCUUGUAAGUUUGUAGCUAUAAAUGGCAACCUUCAUGUGCCUUCUCAUGCAAGAAAACACAAUAUAGCCCUAAAUAAACGGUCACCUUUUACAUCUCUUUCGAAUAAAAUCAAAAA